Messenger RNA from Cygnus olor (mute swan), 1603 nucleotides. It is a transcript of the gene FAM43B, whose product is annotated as family with sequence similarity 43 member B. The transcript has a single exon. NCBI's taxonomy places the organism in Eukaryota, Metazoa, Chordata, Aves, Anseriformes, Anatidae. Bases 486 to 1388 code for a protein of 300 amino acids. The record is from RefSeq and is a predicted model, not a curated record.
GCCGUGCCCAAAGCUCCUCAAAAUCAUUCCCAGGGCUUCUGCCUCCAUUUCCCCCCCCCGUGGGGGGCAUCCCUGCGGGGCUGCAGCCGGCACGGCUCGGGGUCUGUCUCGAGCUGAGGGGUGGGCUGCGUUUCGUCCUUAUUUUUGUUGAUCUCUAAGAGAAAUCUCCAUAUUUUUUUUCCCCCUGCCUCUCCACGGUUUUGGCAGGGGGUGCGCGCCGCGGCUCUCCCCGCGCGAUGCGGCGUCGCGGGGAGGUGGAGCAGCCCACGGAGAGCUGCGUCCCUGCAGCCACCGCUCUCCGCUCUCUCGCAGCGCCUGCUCGCUCCCGGCUCCUCGUCCUCCUCCGAGGGAUCCCGCUGGGGGAAAAAAGGGGCACCCGGUGUUGGGGGGGGACACCCCCGAGCCAACCUGCCGGGGUUGGGGGCCCCUCCGUUUGCCGGCGAGGCGAUUAGCAGCCGGAGACGACGGCGGGGGGAGCGGUGGGGAUGCUGCCCUGGCGCCGGAGCAAGUUCGUGCUGGUGGAAAAUGAACGUAAGUGCAAAGGGAAGAGCCUGGGCCCCGGGCUGGGCUACGCCUCGCUGCUGGCCAGCUUCUUGCGCUCCUGCCCGGACCUGCUGCCCGAGUGCCCGCUGGAGCGCCUGGGCAGCGUUUUCGGCGGCCGGCGGCAGAAAGUGGAGCUGAACAAGGAGGACCCGACGUACACGGUGCGGUACCUGGGCAACGCCGUCACGCUGCACGCCAAGGGCGAGGGCUGCACGGAGGAGGCGGUGGGCAAGAUCUGGGCCAAGAGCGAAGCCGGGGCCGGGGGGGCCAAGAUGAAGCUGACGCUGGGGCCCCACGGCAUCCGCAUGGCGCCCGGCGAGAAGGGGGCCCGCCGGCCGGGCCACGCGUACCUGCUGCACCGCAUCACCUACUGCGCGGCCGACCGGCGGCACCCCAAGGUGUUCGCGUGGGUCUACCGGCACCAGGUGAAGAACAAGGCGGUGGUGCUGCGCUGCCACGCCGUCCUCGUCCCCAAAGCCGCCACGGCGCGCGCCAUGGCCCUGCUCCUCUUCCAGACCUCCGCCUCCGCCUUCAACGAGUUCAAGCGGCUCAAGAGGCAGAACGACGUCCACCACGUCCAGCAGCAGCUCCUGGGCGAAGCCAUCGUCCCCCUGGUGCCCCUGCGCAAGCUGCUCAACGCCAAGUGCCCCUACCGCCCGCCGGCCGAGCGGGCCCGCUGCGCCCCGCGCCUCAGCUCCAUCUUGGAGGAGGACGAGGAGGAAGCCAUGGGCACCGGCUGCGGGCCGAGGGGCGACGGAGGCCUCGGCGAGCGAGCCGCCGUGCUGCGGCUGGCCAGGGAGAUGCGGGGGUGCAGCCUGCGUGGCCCUCUCCCCCCCUUGUGCUGAGCAAAGCCCCCCCGAAACCCCCCCCCCCAGGACAAGGAGCCCAUCGGCACCGCCAUUUGGUGGACGUUGAGAGGGCCCCAAAGGGGCCUCGGGGACACUGGACGAGAGGGUUUGCUGGCAAACGUGGCACUGGGAAAAAAGGGGGGGGGGGGCUGCCACCCCAGGACCCCCCCCUCUGACCCGUGGAGGCCGAAAUAAAGUGGAAAUAAAGCGCG